Messenger RNA from Radiomyces spectabilis, 1831 nucleotides. RefSeq lists its product as uncharacterized. The transcript has 3 exons. The coding region runs from base 98 to 1426 and encodes 442 amino acids. The record is from RefSeq and is a predicted model, not a curated record. Lineage: Eukaryota; Fungi; Mucoromycota; Mucoromycetes; Mucorales; Radiomycetaceae.
CACAGCGACUACAGCGUCAUCGGUGGAUACGAGGUUAUCCUUCUCUACCAGCAGUAACAAGACGGAUGAUGCACGAUCCAGAAGGCACGUAACGGAAAUGGCUCAGCAAUUUGAAAAGUACCGACAUGCCAUGCAGAAAGAAAUCGACCUCUUGCAAACCAAAAAUCGCAAAUUGGAAGCCUCGCUCCGAACCGUCAUGUUGGAAAAAAACGAAACACAAGCAUCACUGUUGGCCAAAGAUCAGGAAUUGGCCGAUUUGAGGUCGAAAAAUACAAUUAUCCAAAAAUCUUUGGCACGCCAGGAAAAGAGUACGGAAAGAUCGCCACGAGUCGUCCAACUGGAAAAGAAAAUCGAGCAGCUCCGAAAAGAACUGGAGAGCACUCAAGCUGAAACGGCCCAAAUAAAGGUCACCGCCAUGCAGAAAGAGGAAUGUAGUCAGGCAUUAAUGCAAGAAAAAGAGGCGGCAUUGAAGGAUCUGAAACAGGAAUUGGAACAGCAGCAUAGCGCUCAUUUGAAUCUCAGGAACCAACUGGAAAAAUCUCAGGACGCAACAACCACGUUACAGACACAGUACCAAGAAACUCUUCACGCGUUGGAUGAAACAAAAAAAGAGCUCAGCCUAGCUUGUGAACGUGCAGAGAGAAAAGAUCAAGAAAUUGCUGCAUUACAAAUGCGCGUCGGUGAUUUGGAGAAUCAAGUCGACCGCUGUAUUGAGACUCAGCAGUCGCUGGAAGAAGAAAUUCAGCAAACGAAGCUUCAUCACCAGGAAGAACGGAUCGUUUGGCAGGAAGAAAAAGCCGGUCUUUGUCAUCUGACUGAGCAGCUGCAGGUCAAGCUGGCAGACAGCGAUCAACAAACUCAAGUCUUGGAACUCCGCCUGUGUGCCGCCCAUGACGAAUUGGAUCGGUGUGCAACCGCGCUAGCCGACAAGGACGACUUGAUUGAAAAAAGCAAUCGCACCAUCGUUCAACUACAGAAACAGUUCUCUGUGUAUCGUACGUACAUGAACCGCAUAGUCAUCGACUGUCGUACCCAAGCCCAAAAAAACUGUGAGAAGCGAGAAGCCGAACUGGAUCGAUUGCUGAAGGAGUUGUAUGAAGCCAAGAAAUUCAUUAAUCGCCAAGCGCAGCAUCUGGACGGGUUGAAAUCGGAAAUCCACUGGUUAUCAAAAUGGAAUCGAUCCCUGUGGGAGCUCACUCAAGCUCUUGACAAGGACACAGUGGCACGCCAGACGUGGCUGUUGGACCAUCUGAAUUUGGGCUUCACUGAAAAUUUAUCAUGCACCUCACUCAAACAGAUCGUGGCAACAUUUUUGAAAUCAUCCGUCGUUCCGCUUUCUUCCACUUUAAAUGCACCGCAAACUCAAGAUGGUGUGUACAAUGAUUCUAGGUUUAGACUGAUGAGUUCUGAUGUGAAAGAAGUGUGAACAUCCAUCCGCAACCAUCCCCCCCUUCAAAAAUCCCCCACAAAACACACCAAUAAGAAUACUGCGUAUCACUUGAGACACACAUCAGAGAACUUGUGACAAGAUACCCCCCCCCAACACACACACAUUGCCGUGCUCAUACCCUUGUCAAGACCACCCUUACUCUGUAAUCCUUUAUAAUAGUUAGCGAUCCCUUUGGCGAUCGACAUUUUGAUAUACCCUUCAAGUUGUGAUGAUUACUGAAUUUUUUUUCAGUUAAAAAAGCCAAGAUCUGGUGAUACCCUUUCAAUAAACAAAGAAGCAAACGGAACAGAAAGAAAAUAAAGAAAAAUGUAUCAAUGAUAGGCAUAUUUUUACCCGACAUUGCAUAAACUAGGAACAAGAUCGUAGAUUGUAUAUUGGAUA